Molecule: messenger RNA, 4230 nt
Organism: Loa loa (African eye worm)
Lineage: Eukaryota; Metazoa; Nematoda; Chromadorea; Rhabditida; Onchocercidae
Exons: 22
Coding region: 1-4230 (1409 amino acids)
Source: RefSeq, a predicted model, not a curated record
AUGUGUGAAAAGUACGUGGGGCGUGGACCUGAUAGGGUCAGAAUCAGUGCUUCCAAAUGUCAGCAAGCGGUUAUGGAAAAGGAAAGCAUCGUGGAGAGGCAAGAACAGAAGCCGGUGAUGGGUGAUACUCAGUGUGACAAAUACAACCUGGUCGAUUUUAGCCUGGAAGAGGUUGAAGAGGAAAUUCGUCUCGAAAAAAUUCGGCAAACGUCGCUUAAGUUUUCGUGGGAUUAUUUGUCACAACUUUUACGUCGAAAUCUUAUGGAGAAACGUUUUGUACUCAGUGCUGAUGAUAAGGAGGACUUGAUGCAAGCAGCUGCUGAUAUGAGGAAACAUAUGCCGUCGGAUAGUGAUCGCGAUUUAUCAACACAUUUACGACAUCUUGCUGAAAGCUUGUCAAGUGAUUUCCAAGCUCAUCCAGGGUACAAGAUUCGGAAUGCAGAUUUCUCACUUGAAAUUGCUGUUUCUGCUGAUGGUCAACAAAUCACCAGUUGUUCAGUAUCCUGGUUUGGUGAGCGGGCAGUGGAAGCGCAAGCACUUCGUCUUUACGUUUCUCGAAACAGAUGGGAUCUUGUACAUACAGCACUAACAACUAUGUUUCACCUUGUUCCAUCAGAUUUGUCAAGGGACGAAAAGAUAUACUGUUUGCGAUCACUGGAGUAUGCUGAAAAAGAUCUGCUGAAUAUGUCUGGAAGUGCUCCGUCAGUUUUUGAACAAAUAAACGGUAGUAUUUUGGGUCUCUGUAAGCCGCGAACUGAAUCAACCCCAUUCACCAUUUAUCCAUUCGUCGAACCUGUAGUAUUCUUGGAUGCUGCUUCUGGUGUUAUCAUAUCUCCUACUGAUGAGCAAGUGUUGUAUGAUGUGGAGCCGUAUCUUCAAUUAUGCAUUGUCUCAAGUUCAACCCCGAACUUCUUUUCCGACACUAUACUUUUUGCACAUGGAGAAUGGCGCAAUGCUGUGUCCGGCCGUCAGUUACCGGCUGCAUUUUGUUUACGGUUUUCAAGACCAAUUAUAUUUUCAUCAGCUGCAAUUAAAAAGCUUUCUAAGAUUGCAUCAGUUCAGUUGAAUGUUGAAGGCUCAUACAAUCUGUAUCAAUAUCUAUUGAAUGAAAAUGAAGAAUGUCAUGAUCUUUUUGUUCGUUUACCAGGUUGUUCUACGCAACACUAUAUUUUUGACGACUCCAUGACGUCUUCGCAGGAAGAUGGCAUUUUGAGACAGAUACCAUUCGCUCAUUUGCAAGAUGUGGUUUUUCUUGUGAGCAUUAUUCGAACACAACUGGCUCAUAAUGCCUUCUUCGAAAGCCUUGUGAGAGCACAUAGUCGUAGUGCAUGUGUUGAUGAAAAUGUUGUUGAUAUCCACAUUGCAUCUUCGUACAUCGACUGUUUUGAUCUUCAGUUCUAUCUGAAAAAGAAUCUUUUUAUAGCCCGUGUUGCUGUGUCACCAUCAAAAAUUAAUGUUUCAUUGGAAUGUGUAAUAAAUGGAGCGGUACUUCCGGAAUCCCAACAUGCCACAGCCAUUCUUGCGAAGAGUUGGUCGUUGGCAGUAAUGAUGCGAAGUGUUUUGCGGCGUGGAGGGGCCAUUUCGUUGGCUGCGCUUGAAAAACCAUUUGUGAUGAACGAAAAUGUUGAUAAUAACUGCGACGUUAAAAUAUCACAAUCUUGGUUGUUUGUUCCAAACAUAAUGGACAGCAGCAUUAACUACAACAAAACAGAACACGAAUACGUGGUGGAUGAACGAAUUAAUCUUAAUUGUUCACAUGAUAGCAACACCUUAGGAAGGCAGUCACCACUGUCUUUAUUAGCACUUUUCAAAGAGCUUGAAAAGAUAGAAGAACUGAUACCACCUCAGAAACCCAUGAAUGGAGCGCAACAAUGUACGGCACCUCCACGUAACGAAAUGCUUGCACCACGUACAAAUCGUAUCCAUUCUGAAAAUACGAUGACGAUCAAUGCCUUCUCUGUCCUGGAUGCAAUUUGUGACAUGGCAGCAAGUAUCGAUGAUGGUGAAUCGAAUAUUUCCGAGCAUAGUAGCCAUUCAUCUACUAGUCAAAGGCUUCGGCCACAAAUACCGCCGCAAUCACCUUCACCAGCUAGCGAACGUUAUCGUACAUCCCAAGCAGGAAAUUUUUCACAGCUCUCGCCGCUCGAUAUUGCACGCCAACGUCUUGCGCAGCAAGCACCGAUGAGUAAUCCGACAGAUGUCUUUGAAUUCGAUGAUCCACCUCGCAUGAACUCAGCAGGUCCGAUGGGAACAUCAGCUCAGCAAUUCCAUUUUCCGGAAGCAGGACAAAGUCCAUAUUCCUUUGUAGCCAUGCAAAGUACCAGAGGUCCACUGAGUGCUCAGCCGACUUUGAAGCGUCGGGGUCGAGGUCGUAAGGCAGGAAAUAUAGGUGAUCGAAUGUUGGAUCCAGCUCGACCAAUUCUUGAUCAGAAUACUGGUUUGAUGUUUCGUGGUAUGAAUAUUCCGACACGCAAGCCUCGAGGAACUUCGACAGCAAGGCGUCCUCGAAGACCCCGGAAAGCUGCUCAUAUGCCUGCGUCUCCUGCACAUUCACAUCAGUUUGCCGUAAAUCGCCCUAUGUUACAACGUUCCUUCUCUGAGAUGCCUGCUUACCCUUCACAAAUGCCAACUGUCAGCUUAUCACAAGAAAAUCGAUCAGAAGCAUCCGAAUUCGAUGGAACUGAAGAGUCGUCAGAUGAUGAAACUGAUCCACCGCCUCCUGUUUGUACUACUGCGAUGCCGCAAUCGUCACCUCAACUUACUGCGAGUAACAGUACUUCGAUUCCACAAACAACUACCGUCGGCAAUCAUCCUUCCUCAUCAGCAACAUUAUCAUUUGUUAAUAAGUCUUCAUCGUUAACUGCCGGUCUUUCAUCUAUUUCAUCGAGCAGUCCAGCAACAGAACUUGCACCUCCAAGUUCAUCUCCAGCAGCAAUCAGUAACAGUUCAAUGCAGUCGGCGGGACUCUUAGCCCAUAAAGCACGUAAAGGAAGUCUAGAAGCUGUGGUAGGGAAGUUGCACUGUAAAACAACUCCAGCAAACAUCAGUGGUUCGACAACAUCAAAUCCGUAUUUGGCUUCAGAUUUAUAUGACGAUGAAUCGGAACCAGUUAUUAAACCGCCUGAACCAGUUUCUACUAAGCGUGAUAGUCCAUCAAUAUCGACAUCAUCCCCUGGUGCCCGAAUGUCGCCCAAUCUAGCAAAGAUGAAUGCGGAACAGCCAGGUUACGGUUCAGAGUUGAAAAUAAUGAUUAAAUUGAAACAGCAGGCAUCCGCGCGACCAUCUACUGGACCAUCGCAGUUUUCAUCGGGUGGUGUGCCACCGUCUAUGCGCUUGAUUGGUCAGCCGCCUUCGUCAUCACGAUCAAAGGAAGAGAAAGCUCUUCUACGACAAAAACAGUUGAAAGAGAAAAAUCGUUCUGCACCAGAUGAACGUGCUCGAAAGGCGGGUAAAAGAGAACGUAAAGGCGAACUUAAUAGUAGCAGUGGUAGUAAGAAAUUGAAAAUAGAUCGACCAUUAAAUGAACAAAAAACAACAACAGCUGUUUCUCCAAAAGUGGAAUUUCCACAAGCACUCGCAUUCGCUAGUCUUAAAAACUUUAAGAUACCAAAGGUGAUGGAAAAUGAAAAAUGUGAGAGCCCGACGCCAACAACAACAACCACUCCAGCUGUAGCUACCUCAUCAUCCUCCGGUACGCAUUUAAACGUUGGUCAAAAUUCGGGUUGUUCAACAGUGCAAGUGGUUUCUUCAACAUCGUUAUCAGCAACAACCACAAUAACUCCAGCAACAACAACUCCAUCUUCCUCUUCAUCGGCUGGAACGUCUUCAAUAUUUCCACCCAAACCGAAAUCAAUUCUGAAAUCACCUGCUGAACCACCUCCUCCAUCACUUUUCCGGGGAAUGGGUGGUAUGCCACCAAUGCUACCUGGCCGACGACCAUUGCUACCGGAUCCACGAAAUGUAAUGCAUCAUCCACCAAGAAAUCAAUUUAGACCGUUGGUAGCACUACCCCGAAUGAUACCGUCAGUAUUGAGUGGUGCUAAUUUCAUGCCACCACCUUCGUCAUCAGGCCGUUGGAUGGCACUGGCACCACAACGACAACGAUCACCUAGAAGUUCACCGUCUGAACAGUCUGCUUCCAGUUCCGGUUUGUCCGAUACAGCUGCAGCUAUGUCCAAAAUGCAGGAUAGUCCGACAGAGGCUCUGAAAAUUGUUGCCGACGACGAGUAA